AUGGCCGAAGGCUUCGCUGGCUUUGCAAAUACGGCGGGCCACUUCGUCGUCGACUUUGGUGCUGCGGGAGAGGGUGCAGCCCAGAUACGUGAAGUUAUCCGCCACUUGCAUUUGGGUCACGUUCAGGGUGAUUUGCGGCGCAUUGUGGGCAGUGUUGGGUGGCGGUUGAUGCAUGACCACCGUCUCCUCAGUGUUGCUGAUCAGGCCGAAGUUCUCGCAGGCGGCGACGAAGAGGUCCAUGCUCCUUUGCAUGUCCACUUCAGAGGUGGUGUUAAGGGCUCAGUCGCCGACGAGGAGGAGUUCGUGGACGGUGGUUGUGGAUACACGCGACUGGAAGUGCAUGCGCCUGUGGUUGAGGAGGUGACCGUCCGACUCGUAAGCCAUAGGGAUCCCGGGACAUUCGUCACAGUAGGCGUUCAUCAGCAUGGCAGAGAACAUAAGACUGAAGAUCGUUGACAAGAGGGCGCAAUCCUGCUUUAUUCCGUUGGAUACUUCGAAUAUCUCUGAGACAGUUCCGUUGUCCGUGACGCUCGCCACCAUACCAUCGUGGAGCUGACGCACCAUCUGGGUGAAUCGUUCGGGACAACAGAAUUUCUGCAUGGUUUUCCAAAUUCCUUCGUGAUUCUCCGUGUCGAAGACUUUCGUCAGAUCCACGAAGGUAGAGUAAAGGUGAGUCCGUCUCUCCUGGCACUUCUCUCCUACAGUUGUGUGGGGCAGCAAAGAUAAUGUUCGUGAUCCCACGAUGACGAAGAAAGCCGCACUCGCUUUCCGACAGAAGACCUUGUUCUAGGUGGUUGUUCAGACGAUUGAGAAGAAUGCGAGCAAAGAGUUUCCCGGCAGUGUUCAAAAGAGAGAUGCCUUGGUUGUUGUCGCAGAGCUUGUGGUUGCCUUUCCGCUUAUAAAGAUAGGCAGUUUUGACGUCCUUUAAAUCCUGCGGGACUUCACCUCGACACCACAUCUCUUGGAAGAACGUCGUCAGAUGAUCCAUGAGUUGGGGGUCAUCGUGCUUGUAGAUCUCAGCAGGGAUCGCGUACGAUCCGGGCGCUUUCCCGUUGGAGAGCUGCAGCACGGCCCCGAUGGUUUCGUGGAGAGAGAGCGGAAGGUCGAGGUCCACGCUGGUCUCCACUUGAGGCAAACGGGCGAUGGUGGCGUCGGAGAUGAUGGAGGGACGGUUAAGGAAGCCUCGUAAGUGCUUGGCCUAUUUCUGCAGAUUUUGUGUCUUCUCAGUGAGUAGGGUACUGCUGUCGACGCUGAGAAGAGGAGCAUUUGUCUAUAGCUGUGGGACCAUAGACAGCAUUGACCUACGCGAUCCUCGUACCUCUGGAUCUCCUGGGCUUUGUAAGCCGUUCAAGCGCCCUGCAUCUCACGGAACCGCUGUUUUACAAGUCAGCGACCACAGUAGACAGCAACUCUGUUGUCAUCGGUGGGGCGGUCGACGUAGGCUUUGUGCAGGCGGUCCUUCUUGUCGAGCGGGCUGAUGAUGACGAAGUCAUUGUUGUCGAACCGGUUCUGGUGUAGGCAGCGUGCGUGACCGAGGACGACCAGCGCCCUAGACUGGACUGUGGCCCGCAGUUGACACCAUCGGUCGUCAACGGAGGCGUUUUUUUCAGCGGCGGCAGCGACUAGAAGGUUGUCUAGCCGCUGAGCUAGCUCGUUGUUGCAACGGAGAUGGUGAGCAGGAAGAGACAACAAAGCAAUAUUCAGCCUACCUGGGGAUCGCUUACCUUGAGGUCUCCCGCGAGGCUGUAGGCGAAUCUGCAUCUUCGAGUUGACGAGACGAUGGUCGGCCUUCCCUUCGGCACCCGGGAUCUCCUUUGUCACCAGCACUUUCCGCUGAUGUCGCUCCCGGAUGAGGACAUGGUUCAGCAGGUGCCGAGGGUGCAUCCAAGUGGCCUUCUCCCACACCGGGAUGAGGAAGGUGUUAUUCAGGAUGAGGCGGUGUUCUGCGCAGGUUCGUAGAGGGAGCAGGCCAUUGUCAAUGGAGCCGUCGAGACCAUGGGGACCUAGCACUCCUCUCCAGGCCGCAUGGUCUGCGUCGACGCGGGCGUUGAAGUCGCCAAGGAAAAUAACUUAUCCGCCUUCAAACAGUCGUCAGGAGGGCAUGCAGGUCCUCGUAUAAUUUUUCCCUUGAGGCGUCGGGGCUGGGCAUCGGUGGAGCUUAAACGCUGAUGAUGAUUGCGAAUUUGCCUCCUCGGAGAGGCGGGUGUUAGCUAAUCAGACGAUCGUCGAUGUCCUGCGGCAGACAGGGCUGUCGUCCCACGAUGUUGCUCCGGAUGGCAAAGGCGACACCGGCGUUCCAUCACUCUGCCUUGGGGCGACCGCUCCAGGAGGUGUAGCCGGUACCCACCUCCUCCAGUUGGCCUUGUCGGGAGAGCCGGGUCUCGCUGAGUACUGCGAUGUCCACCUUGUAGCGCGCCAAUUACCAAGCCACUAGUGUCGUUCUCCGUUCCGGUCGGUUGCUCCUCGGGUUGUCUAAAAGCGAACGAACAUUCCAGGAUGUCAGAGUAAGCGGACUCACCCUAUCAGUCUGGCGAGUGGGGCGGCGGAGAGGAGUAGGAAGUGGGAGAGAGAGUGUGUGAUGUUUCGAUUUUGAUUGCUUUGACAGAGGAGGAGAAGGAGACCUUGAGUCUAAAGUCUGCGACCACGGUCAGCGUGCAGAUGGUGUGGUUUCCAAGCAUUUGUUUAGGGUACCUUUUCCAACCUCCUCCCCCUCACGGGGAUGAGCAGUGUCACCCCAAGUAGGGCUGCUCAGUUGUGUCAGGAGCUGCCGAACUCCACUAUAGGCCACGGGUUUGAUGUAGUGGAAGAACGACCCGAGUUGGCUUAGGAGGGCCUACAACAUCAGCGUAAUCUUAUGGCCUCCUGCGGUGUUCAGGACGUAGCCUUGUGCUGAGGUACUGGAAUAAUUUACAUUUGACAAUUUAGUCUGUUUUCUUUGCCGAGAUUGCUUGUUUGAGUGUGACAGAAAACAACACACCUGUACAACCCGUCUUGCCAGCGUGCUCCGCUGUUGUGCUCUGUUGUCAGGUUUCUUAACGUGCAAAAUCUGUAUAUUAUUCUCUGCUCAGUUUUACUUGCUGCCUUUAAGGAUAGGGGCUCGUGGGAUAUAAAUCGUCAGUUCGUGAGCACAUUACCAUCUACGUCAUUGGUGACCCCGACGUUAACGCAGACUUUAUACCUUUCUAUGUCAUACUGAAUAACAUACUAAUUGUUUGUGAAUUUCUAUUCCAUUUACAUUUACUUUCCUCACGAAUUCUGAUAUUUUGCCACCUCUUUCUUAUUAUAUCUCACUACAACCAACAACUUGAUGCCCCCGCCCAGUCCCUUCAUGCCACCAAUUUAACCUUGCCUGAAUUCUGGCAACACGCUCCAGAACUUUAUUUCCUCUGCAUCGAAUCAGCCUUUUAUUCUGUUAACGUUACCAAGGAGUUGGCGAAAUACCUCGAACUCGCGGAGGUCCUCCCCGCUAGUCUCAUCUCUCAAGUUCAGUCCUUGCUAUCAAAUCCUCCAGCAGAUGCUCCCUAUUCCACGCUAAAGGUAGAAAUUCGUCGACUUAAAUUUGUGUCCGACCGACAGCGGUAUCAUCAGUUAAUUAAGGAAGAGUCACUGAGUGACCGGAAGCCCUCAAAACUACGUCUAAUGCGUUUUCUCCUUGGAGACAUGCAGGUUGACGAGAAAUUCGUCAAGAAGAUGUUUAUAGAGCGUCUGCCUGCAGAUGUUCAAACGAUUCUGGCGUCCAAUUCUCAAGAUCUCACGAUCUCACAGCUGGCUGAGAUGGCGAAUCGAAUGAUAGAGGUGCAGCGGUUCCAGUCACUGUCCGUUGCCCAGAUCUCCUCAUCCUCAUCAUCAGUGAAUGAGCAUUUAAUGAAGCAGGUGUCGGCCAUGGCGGAUGAAAUGGCCUCCCUUAAACUACAGCUCGCCCCCCUUACUUCCAGUCGCCCACGCAACCGUCUUCGUUCUCGUUCGCGACCUCGGACUGCCGAUACUUGUUGGUAUCACACUAAUUUCGGCGUAAAGAUCCGCUGCUGUUUUUCACCGUGCUCUUUUAAGCCGAAACAAAGAAACCAGUCAGCCAGAGAAUAGAUGCGACCGUUUUCUCUGGCUCUUCCGGCUCUGGUCGUACCUUCUGUGUUUGCGACACUGCGACUCACAGACGUUUCCUGGUGGACACUGAAGCCUAAAUCAGCGUUGUUCCCCCAACUGCAGCUGAUCGUCGUUUCCCUAGCCCUGGUCUUCACCUCUAAGCUGUCAACUGUUCUCCCAUCCCCACUUUCGGCAGUCUGUCCCUCACCCUGAACAUUGACCUUCGUCGGUCAUUCGCUUGGAUCUUUGUGAUUGCUGGUGUCCCUCAUGCUCGGACGUUCUUGCCGUGUUCGAUCUCCGUGUUGACUGCCGACGUGUCCGUCUCCUUGACCGCACAACCGGUCUGUUUGUUUGUGGACUAACACCCUUCACUGCCCCCAUCAACUUAUCUGUCUUGGAUAAGGAUAUUGCUAGCCCCUUUCGGCAACUGCUUCUUAGUCACUACAACAUAAUUAAUCCCCAGUUUUGCAGUGGUGAGGUUCAACAUGCUGUUUUGCACCACAUCCGCACCUCAGGUCCUUCAGUGUUUUCUCGGCCGAGACGACUAACACCAAGACUUUUUCAGGCUGCGAAGGCGGAGUUUGAACACAUGCUGCAACUGGGAAUAAUUCAAUCGUCCGAGAGCCCUUGGACGUCCCCACUGCACAUGGUGCCCAAGGCGACAUCAGGCAACUGGCGACCCUGUGACGACUAUUGAGCCCUCAACAGCGCUACCAUUCCUGAUCGGUACCCCGUGCGUCAUCUUCAGGACUUUGCAGGAGCCCUUUUCGGCAAAGCGGUUUUCUCAAAGAUUGAUCUGGUGCGUGCUUUUCAUCAGAUUCCAGUCGCCCCCGAGGACAUCCCUAAAACCGCCGUCACCACACCCUUCGGUCUCCUUGAGUUCAUCCGCAUGCCGUUCGGUCUUCGUAAUGCCGCCCAAACGUUCCAGAGGUUCACCGACCAUGUCUUACGUGGCCUACCAUUUGUGUACGCCUACAUUGAUGACCUCUUGGUGGCCAGCCGGAAUAUGGAAGAACACAAAGAGCAUCUUGCCUUGGUGUGUGACCGCCUUGACAAUUUUGGCGUUGUCAUCAACCCCCCCAAGUGCGUGUUGGGUGGGCUUUUGCUCGAGUUCCUCCGCCAUCAGGUCGACUCUGAAGGUUCGCGUCCCCCCUCUCCAAGGUUGAAACCGUUCGUAAUUUCGCUCCAUCAACUUCCAAGUGACAGUUACAGCGAUUCCUCGGCAUGGUUAAUUUUUACCGUCAGUUCCUACCGAACUGUGCUGACCUCAUGUUGCCGCUCACCAACAUGCUUUCUGGUCCCAAGGAUCCCCUCGAGCUGACUGGUGAAGCACUGACUGCUUUUGAGAGAAUCAAGAAUUCCCUUGCCGACGCCACCUUACUCACGCAUCCCACUACCGAAGCUCCGCUGUCUCUGAUGGUAGAUGUUUCGACCGUAGCCGUAGGUACAAUCCUUCAACAACCCCUUGCUGGCUCGACUCGACCCCUUGCCUUUUUCUCCAAAAAGCUCUUACCAGCUGAGACACGCUACAGUACCUUUGGCCGUGAACUGCCUGCUAUUUACCUGGCUGUGAAGCAUUUCCGGCAUUUCCUUGAACGUCACGACUUCACUGUUUUCACUGACCACAAACCGUUGACUUUUGCAUUUCGUUCCCGCUCCGACAAAUGCAAUCUGAGGGAACUCGCCCACCUGGACUACAUCUCCCACUUCACCACCGACAUCCGCCACGUUGAUGGCACGAAGAAUGAGGUGGCUGAUAUGCUGUCCAGACCCUCACUGUCUUCCCUCCAACUCUCACACGGGAUCGAUAUUUGCGCCAAGGCGGCUGAGCAACAGCGGGUCGGUUGUCCUGGUGACGAGUCUGUUAGUGGUCUCCAACUCAAAGACGUUUCUCUGACCACCGGCUCUGGUGCCAUACUUUGUGACGUCUCAGCUCCCUUUCAUCACCCUGUCGUGCUUGCCUCGAUGCGUCGAGCUAUAUUUCAAACCCUGAAUUUACUCCCCCACCCUGGGAUUCGAGCCUCUCAAAAGCUCCUCACGGAAAGGUUUGCCUGACCUGGCAUGAACAAGGACGUCAAAACUUGGGCUCGGUCGUGUCUGAGCUGCCAGCGCAACAAGGUGCAGCGUCGCAACAAGUCUCUACCGGGCACUUUCCCCAGUCCCGACGCACGGUUCAGCCAUGUGCCCCUGGAUGUCGCAGGCCCCUUGCCUCCAUUCAAUGGUUUCACUCACCUCCUUACCUGUGUCGAUCGAUAUACCCGCUGGGCUGAAACUAGUACUUUGCCGAAUGCGCAGGCUGAAACCAUCGUGAAGGCCUUCGUCAGUCGUUGGAUCGCCAUGUUCGGUGCCCCAUCCACGGUUACGACUGAUCUUGGUGCCCAGUUUGAGUCGGUACUCUUCCAAACGCUCCUCAAUUUCCUUGGCUGCACACGCAUUCGGACGACAGCCUACCACCCAACUGCCAACGGUAUGGUUGAGCGUUUCCAUCGCCAGCUAAAGACCGCCCUGCGUGCCGUAGAAGAUCCAGGAAACUGGUCAGACAACCUUCCUCUUGCAUUCCUGGCAUCCGUGAUGCUCUGA
Molecule: messenger RNA, 6663 nt
Organism: Spirometra erinaceieuropaei
Lineage: Eukaryota; Metazoa; Platyhelminthes; Cestoda; Diphyllobothriidea; Diphyllobothriidae
Source: the annotation of a GenBank genome assembly